AUGGUGAAAGGGGCGGACAAAAAGAAGAAGAAAGGGGAGAAGGAGAAAGAUAAACUAACGAAGGGGAAGUCUGCCGAGCUGACGGAGGAGGCCCUGUCGGAGGCCGAGGCGAUGCAUUCGGAGGGGAAUCUGAUGUGUCGGGUGGUGUCGGAGCAGCAGGAUGAAGCCACUCCAGAGGCCAUGUCCGAGGGCUCCGAACGCCAUGGCCAGCCGCAGGAGACCCCGGCGCUUUAUUACGAGGAACCCGUCCUGACCAAAUUAAUCGUAGCGAGCUAUGAGGGAGAGAUAAUACGGGGCCUUUAUGAAGGUGUAGGGACUGCCCAUUUCCAAGGAGGCCAUGUUUACGAAGGCGUGUUUUCUGAAGGCCUUAUGCAUGGUAGAGGCACUUACACAUGGAGGAACGGAAUAAAGUAUGAAGGAGAUUUUUCAAUGAAUACCCUGACAGGCCAUGGCACUUAUACAUGGACUGAUGGCAGUACCUAUGUUGGCGAGGUGCUAAAUGGAAUACGCCAUGGACAGGGGAUAUUCACAAGCGCACAUCAAUCUGUUUCUUACACUGGAGAGUGGCACGAAGCCAAGAGACAUGGGAAGGGCACCAUAUACUACAACCAAGAAGCGAGCUCAUGGUAUCAAGGUGACUGGGUGAACAAUGUCAGGGAAGGCUGGGGUAUAAGGCGGUACAAGAAUGGGAAUAUGUAUGAAGGAGAAUGGAAAAACUUUCAACGCCAUGGGGAAGGCACCAUGAGUUGGACUUCUACAAAUGAAGAAUACACAGGCCAGUGGGAAAACGGCAUACAGCAUGGAUUUGGCAUCCACACUUGGUUUCUGAAGCGGGUGCCAGGUAGUCAGUAUCCACAGAGGAACCAAUAUGUAGGGGAGCUUGUGAUGGGAGCCCGGCAAGGGCAAGGCAAGUUCUUCUAUGCUAAUGGAGCAGUGUACUCUGGAGAAUGGGUGGCAAACAAGAAGCAUGGUUUGGGGAAAUUCACGUUUACGAAUGGUCGUACUUUUGAAGGAGAGUUUUUUGAAGAUCGUAUGGUAGAGUUCCCUAAUUUUUCAAUUGACGGAAUGAACACACCGGACCUCAGUUCUAUACGCACCCAAUCGCCACGUAAAACUGAUAACAUCAAAACAAGUGGUUCAAAGGGUGUCAUUAAAUCAGUUCUGGAACGUAAUGUGGAACUUGAUAUUGCUUCACUUUUGGAGAUGAUCCCAGAGGAAGACAGACAAAAUGAGCUUAUGCAGUUAGAGUACACUACUCUCCGAUAUCUGGCAGAGCUGAAGAAAAUAUACGGUUUCUACAGUAGCCUGGGACAUCAGCAAACACUGGACAAUACUUUCUUAAUGAGCAAACUCCAGUUCUGGCGUUUUCUGAAAGACUGUAAAUUUCACCAUAAUGCCCUGAGUCUGGCUAACAUGGAUAGGAUCCUUCAUGCCACAAAUUUUCUUAUUGAUGCAGGAAAAUUUACGACAGUGGAGGAAACUCACUCUCCGUUUGAUACAUUACUGUUGGGGAAAUUCCUGAGCUAUGUCAUUAUCCUGGCAUACCAUAUUUACCACAAGGAGCAUGAAGGCCAUGAUUCAAUACUUGCUGCUUGUUUUUCUAAGCUAAUGACCAACAACCUUAUCCCUCACGGCUGCAAUGUUAACGGGAAUCUGUUUCAAGAAAAUCAAUGUAUUGUAAUCACACUUGGCUACAUAAAUAAAUGCUGGGAGGUGUACAGAAUGUACUGCGUUCAAAACCGUAGGCCACCCAACACCAACAUCAUGACAAUGAGGCACUUCAUGUGGAUGCUCAAGGAUCUAAAUUUAUUAAGCAAGAACUUAACAGCAACUCAUGUAGUACAGAUCUUGUCUGAGGAUAACCCUGCAGUGUCUGAUGGAACCUACAAUAACAUGAACAUAGAGAUGGUUUUCUUGGAGUUUCUGGAAGCACUUAUUGCAUGUGCAACAGUGUAUGUGACUAAAAGAUUGCUCGAGAAUUCAGAAGCAUCCUCUAGAUCUUCGGUUGAGGUGAAAGUAUUACACAUAGCAAGUGAUAUGUCUAUGCAAGUGGUCCAAGCGCCUUCAGAGCAGAUUACCCAUGAAUCAUCUGCAGUAGAAGCGAAUGAACAAAGCACAAAAGCCCCUGUGAAGAAACGUGGUGAAUCUACUCGAAAGAAAAUUAAAGCACCUGUCUCAUCAGCUGAGAAACCUUCGAAAUUAUCUGCCCAUCAUGAUCAUAGUAAAACUACUACAUCCUCUACAAAGACCUCUUCAAAAGAAGAGGAACAAAGCCAUAAAGUGGUGCAAUCUGGACCUACAAAGGAAAUUAAUAAAAUGCCGUCCAAGGCCCCUCUGAGUGAAAUAGACAAAGUGGCAGGAAAGGCCCAAUCAGAAAAGGCUCCACAUGAAAAGGCUGAAUCAGAAAAGGCUCCACCUGAAAAGGCCCCAUCAGAAAAGGCUCCACAUGAAAAGGCCCCAUCAGAAAAGGUUUCAGCAGAAAAGGUUUCAGCAGAAAAGGCUUCAGCAGAAAAGGUUUCAGCAAAAAAGGCUCUGGUCAAGUCAGGGGCUGAGUUGGAAUUCUGGUUGAGUCAAAUUUAUUUCUUCUUCAUGAAGAGGCUAUUUCCAGCCUUUGGACAUGCUGAAGUUCUGAAAGUGGAGGCAAAGAGGGACAUUGUGCGACAGAAUGAGCUGGCUCGCCAGGCUGCGGUAAAGGCUGCAACAAGAGCUAGAUUGAAACAGGAAGCCUUUGAACAAGAAGAGACUGAAUUGACUUUGAUUGAACAUAGUGAAGAUGGAGAUACAUUUACUAAUCCAGUGCAGAAGGUGCCCACGGAAAUUGUCCAUGUAGUGCCAAACAAAAAAUCCAAUGGAACCAAAAAGAAGAAAAAAUCUCUAUAA
Carcharodon carcharias (great white shark) is the source of this 2880-nucleotide messenger RNA. It is a transcript of the gene rsph10b, whose product is annotated as radial spoke head 10 homolog B. The record is from RefSeq and is a predicted model, not a curated record. The transcript is spliced from 20 exons. Bases 1 to 2880 code for a protein of 959 amino acids. NCBI's taxonomy places the organism in Eukaryota, Metazoa, Chordata, Chondrichthyes, Lamniformes, Lamnidae.